Molecule: messenger RNA, 845 nt
Organism: Nymphalis io (European peacock)
Lineage: Eukaryota; Metazoa; Arthropoda; Insecta; Lepidoptera; Nymphalidae
Product: chymotrypsin-2-like
Exons: 5
Coding region: 12-845 (277 amino acids)
Biological process (GO): proteolysis
Molecular function (GO): serine-type endopeptidase activity
Source: RefSeq, a predicted model, not a curated record
GAGACGAAACCAUGUCGUUCAAAGCUGGAUUAUUAUUUGUAACACUCCUUAUUGGGAGCUAUGCAUUUCCAGCUAAGGAGCAGGACAUGUCCAUUUUCUUCGACCAUACUGACGCGCAAGCCCGUAUCGUCGGAGGGACCGUCGCUGGUAAUGUGGCCUACAUGGUGAGCCUUAGUUCCGGUGUGAUAGUCAGAAGUUUAGUCUGCGGAGGCUCAGUGAUCACCAAUAGACACGUCAUGACCGCUGCCCACUGCAUCCAAGCAGUGUUCUCCGGAGGAAGUUUAAUUAAUUCGCUCCGAGGAACCGUCGGCACCAGCCGUUGGAACAGCGGUGGAACUCAGUACAGCUUCGCUCGUAACUUCACUCAUCCCAACUACGUGCACAGCAACAUCAAGAACGACAUUGGUAUCCUCGUCACCUCCUCAAACAUAGUAUUUUCAAACACAGUUCAACCUGUUGUUUUGAAUUACGAUUUCGUUGGUGCUGGCGUCGCAACCUCAGUUACUGGAUGGGGUAGAAUUGUUACUGGUGGUGCACUGUCCCAAAACCUGCUGCAGCUCUCCGCCACUGUUAUCGAUGGUAACCGCUGCGUUACCGAAGUUAGGAAUCGCGCCGCGCAGCUUAACAUUAGAGCUCCAGCUGUCGAACCACACAUCGAAAUCUGUACCUUCCACUCCACCGGACGUGGAACAUGCAACGGUGACUCUGGCAGUCCGCUGAUGCGCGUUGACCGCAAACAGCAAAUCGGAGUAGUGUCGUGGGGUCUGCCGUGUGCGCGCGGCGCUCCAGACAUGUUCGUACGUGUCAGCGCCUACCGCACUUGGAUUCAGCAGCACACCAGAUAA